AAGCACUUACUUCAGAGCGAAAGAGAGAGACAGCGUUCGGCAGAGAAAACGCGAUGCUUGUCGCGCCACCAUGCGGCCAACUUGUAGUCAUCACAUGUUGACGGUCGGGGUCGCAAUUUAACUUAAUUGCGUGCAGAUUGAAGUUGCGACAGUAAUUUUCACGACCCGUGCGCGCUGUGAUUUGGGAUUUCAAAGAGCACGGAGACCAGCGGCGCGGGAUGCAGAGAACCUACUGCUUUCAGAUUGAUGGCACUCACGUUGGUUAACCUCGCAGCAUUGAUUUUUUUAAAUGCCAAUUUAAGGCGAUAAUUCGAUCGUUUAUGACACCCUCUUCGUCAAGAUCCUAUUAUUUUAAAGGUUUGUUUUUGUCGAUUUACUCAAAAAUACUUCGGGUUCAUAUGAGAUCUUAGAUGGAAGAGGUUCACUCGAGAAAAAGCGACAGUGAACGAAGCUCAGGAAGCUAGCGGUAUGCUGACUGCUUGGUGACAUUUUUUCAACAUCAAAAAGAAACCGCCGAGCUGCCUUCAAACUGUUACCAACGAGUUCAUUCUGUCUGAAUUUGGAGUGUUGAGAGAAGCAGCAGUGUUCAAAGAAUAAGCCUAUUAUAUUUGAAGUCUUCACGGAGCUAACAACCAUCUGCUUAAAAAGAUGGCAGUACCAACAGCUGCCAUUGCCAUCGGUUCCGUGAGCGGGGCACUCGUUGGCGUCGGAUUGUUCAUCAUGCUGUGCAAGAUUUGCCGCUACUUUUUGUGUCGGCAGGAGUCCCAAGACAGCCCUUAUGCGAGACUGGUGAGCGAGAAAAAGGAAGCAGAUAAUCUGCCUCAGAUCAUCGUCGAUAACGGAGCUGCUUUUACCAAGCCCAAAACAAGCCUGAAACCCAUCCCCUUCACAGUGCCUCCGUCGACGCCGCCGAUCCCGAGAAGGGGAGGGGAGGCGUACGCUCCCCAGGCGAGAGAUGAGUACAGCCCAAGCAGCUCGGAGCAAAGCUCUCCCAUGUCUAUCAAGAAAGCGUCGGUUGAAAUCCCAGGUUCCAGGACCGACAAAGCUUUUCACUCGCACGUGUCCAAAGAUGCCUUCAUAUAUAGAGGCGCCUACGCCCUGGGGAGCAUAGACCCGAGCCUCUACAAAGCCAUCGACGAAGAGGACAACACUCUUUACCCUGAAGAUCACAGGGGUCGUAUAUGGUUUGCUGUGGAAUAUGAGAGGGAAUCAGAGAAACUUCGCGUUACCCUCAUGAAGGCAAGGAACCUGCCCAGCAGAGUGUCCGGAAACAACAAUGGCUGUGACCCGUUUGUAAGAAUAUACCUUAUGCCAGACGAGCGCCGAUAUAUGCAAUCAAAAUCAAAAAGGAAGACAUGCAACCCAAACUUUGAAGAAAGUUACGUGUUUCAGGUUUCGUAUAAAACGAUCCAAGAUCGCACUCUCAAGCUAACAGUGUUUGAUGUCGAUCGCAGCAAGCGACACAGGUCCGUCGGGCACGCCCUCUAUCCUCUCAAAGAGCACGACUGCGAGAGUAACGAACAAGUCGUAAUUUGGCGAGAUUUGGAGCGGGAGGUCACAGGCUCUGCAACGAAUCAGGGGGAGCUCCAUAUAGCGUUAACGUAUAACGACAAUCUGGAAAGACUAACUGUUGGAAUAUUUGAAGGGAAGAAUUUACGACUCCUUGACGGCUGUUCUUCAGUAGAUUGCUACGUCAAGGUCAGUUUGCUGCUACAGAAUAAGAUGGUGAAGACGAAGAAAACGGAGGUAUUGAAGAGGACGGACUGCCCGGCGUUCAACGAAUCUUUUUCAUUCAAAGUUUCCCCGUCUCAGGAGGACACUACAAGUUUCAGCAUUCACGCUAUGCAACAUGUCCUAGGACAUAAAGAUAAAGUGAUAGGCCGGGUUGUCCUCGGACCGUACAUGUUUGCGAGGGGCAAAGAGCUCGAGCACUGGAACACCAUGAUUGCCAACAAACGCGAACAGAUCAGCAUGUGGCAUGUAUUAACUUGACCACUGGUCAGCGGUGACUGGAGACGCUAUAUGUAAAUACAGGACACUAGCCAUGCACAGUUGGCGACUUUUUCACCUGGAACAUUUAAAGGGACCGCGGCGUUCGUGCUAAACGCGUGGGUGUUGAUAAAAGAUCUCACUUUGUAGCCGGUGUAUGUUUGUCAUCUUGAUAUCUCUAAUCCCGCAGUGUUGUUUUAGGACCUGUAAACCUGGUCCUGGCAUAAGUCAAGGGCACAGUGGACAUCGACGACCAGUGGUCAGUUUCACGAGAUCCAGAUUCAAAAGGAAGUUCACCGACAUUCGGGCAAGGAAAUUCCGGUGAGAAAAUGUGUGUCAUAGGAAGAUGCUAAGUCCGGUGAAAUGUUUUCGCGCCUUUUAGAUAAAAUUACAUUUUGAGGUUUUGAAAACAAUUCAAACAAACAGCAUCAUUUUAGUCAAUUUUUUUCAGUUUGUUAUUACAUGACAAUCCGGAUUUGAGGAUAAUAUAGUAACAGAACAAUAUACUUAUUAUGAACAUUUGUGUAUUUUAAUGCAAAAUAUCCGUAUAAGGACUGUUUUUAAGAAGUAUGCGUACAAUGUUGCAGAUUUAUAUUCUAUAUACGUAUAUUAAAAUGUGUACAGCGUGACUUGCGUGCAUAAUACUCUCAGUUUACGGUGACCAUUAUAUAUAUAAUCUUCUAGUCAGAUAUUCAGGCAUAUUAAAUGGCCUGUACUUAAACGCCGGCCUGUUACUGUAACGAAAAAGAGGAACGUAAUGAUUAUAAUGCUCAUAUUGAGGUUCAAUAGCGUUUGUCACAGUUGGAGUGAUCUCCAUGGGCGCCAUUUUAUACGACAUAGAACACUACCAGUGCAUUUGAGAUUUUAUUAUCUGCGGUUGGUUUUAAAGCAUAUCAUCAGAUCGAAAGUUUGUCCAAACUUAAUGACAACUUUUGACCAUUUUAAUAUACCACAAAUCACUUCAAUAAAGUAACAAG
Messenger RNA from Lingula anatina, 2966 nucleotides. Its product is annotated as synaptotagmin-15. Gene Ontology annotation, cellular component: exocytic vesicle; plasma membrane. Lineage: Eukaryota; Metazoa; Brachiopoda; Lingulata; Lingulida; Lingulidae. The record is from RefSeq and is a predicted model, not a curated record. Gene Ontology annotation, molecular function: calcium ion binding; SNARE binding; calcium-dependent phospholipid binding. Gene Ontology annotation, biological process: calcium-ion regulated exocytosis.